Molecule: messenger RNA, 701 nt
Organism: Salvia hispanica
Lineage: Eukaryota; Viridiplantae; Streptophyta; Magnoliopsida; Lamiales; Lamiaceae
Source: RefSeq, a predicted model, not a curated record
CAUCAUUUUCUACUAGUUUGUUUACUUCAAACGUUCCCCAACUUAAUGGAACCAACUUCUCUGAAUGGAAAGAGAAACUUGAGUUCACCCUGGGAGUGAUGGACUUAGACCUAGCAUUGUUGAAUGAUAAGCCAACUGAUCUUUCUUAUGAAAGUAGUUCGGCUGAGAUCACUGCCCAUAAUGCUUGGGAAAAAUCUAACAGGCUAAGUUUGCAGUUCAUCAGAAUGUCUGUUGCCGAUAAUAUUAAGGCAAGCCUCCCAGCGACUGAUGUUGCAAAGGAAUAUUUGCAAAAUGUUGAAGAUCGCUUCAAAACUGCAGACAAGUCUCUUGCAGGAAAACUUAUGAAGGAUCUUAUUAGCAUGCGAUAUGAUGGUUCUCGGACCAUGUACGAGCAUGUGAUGGACAUGAACAACAUUGCUUCCAAGCUGGGAAAGUUAGGAUUACCGGUGGAUAAGGGUUUCCUUGUCCAAUUCAUUCUAACUUCCUUGCCUCCUCAGUAUGGGCCAUUCCAAAUUCACUAUAACACUAUAAAGGAUAAGUGGACUCUAAAUGAAUUGGGAAAUAUGUUGGUCCAAGAGGAGGAAAGGCUGAAGGAGCAUGGAAUGAGUGCAUCUCAUGCUCACAUUGCAACUGAAGGAGCAUCUAAGAAAGUUGGGAAUAUGCCGGACAAAGGCAAGAAACGUGCACCUCCCAAAAGGAAU